This is a messenger RNA of Mytilus trossulus (common blue mussel), 8469 nucleotides long. RefSeq names its product E3 ubiquitin-protein ligase TTC3-like. Bases 272 to 6574 code for a protein of 2100 amino acids. Gene Ontology annotation, molecular function: protein binding. NCBI's taxonomy places the organism in Eukaryota, Metazoa, Mollusca, Bivalvia, Mytilida, Mytilidae. The transcript is spliced from 37 exons. The record is from RefSeq and is a predicted model, not a curated record.
UGUAUCUAUCUUAUUCGAAAAACACAAAAGAGACAUAUCUUCAUAGGGUCUAUAUAUUUUAUGGACGUUAUGGUUUGUUAAAAACGAUACUAAUGUGCGGUUAUUAGUAAAACCUUUCAUGAAAGGUCAUUUCCAAGCGCCAUAUUGACUUUCCGCAGGAGGUUACAUGUGCAUGUUUUGAUGUCAAUAAUAGCUCAAACAGGAAGAAAAAAGGUCCAAAACCCCCUAUAUAUAUUAGAUAGUGAAGAGUUUAGAACAUUUAAACGACAAUAUGUCUGACUCAGAUUCUGAUGUUCCUGCCCUGGUCCCUUCGUCUGAUGAAGAGGAUGAUGUUAAAGUGAUUAAAACUAAUGAUGAAUGUGUGGACAUAUGGUUAUCAAAGAACGUUAAGUUUCUAGAAAAACAAGAACACAACAUCCACAUAUUCUCACUAGGCCCAUUCAUAAUGGGAUUAGAAACAUUUAUAUCAAAGCCAUGGAUGUUCUGUCUUAAUGAUGCUAAACUAUUAAUUGAUAAAGUGUACAGAGAGAAAACUGAAUAUUCCAAGUUAACAGAUGAAGAAUGGGCAAACCUAGAUAUACUUGAUGUUGUUACUAAACUAGUUGUUAAGAAGAUGCGCAGGAGAAAGUUUUUGGUGAAUACACUGAACAUGAUAGAUAAGAUUGAAGAGUUUAACAGAGGGGAUGGAAUUGAUGUAAAACAUUCAAUACAGACGGCCAAUCGAUUUAAUCACAUUAUUGAAUUUGUGUGGGACAAAGCCUUAACACUACCCCAGUUAAGAGACAAGCAUCAAAAAGUAAAAUUUGCAGCAUUGUAUGUCUGUAAAUUAUGCCACAUGGUAAUUACAAGUCUUGCUAGAGAAGGAAAAGAUAUUGCUGAAGAUUUCAAAAAAUCAAUUAGAGCAAAGUGUGGUGGUGUUGAAAAAGCGUUGGAUUUCAAAGAUCAAGGGAAUCAGCAGUAUUCUCAACAAAAAUAUAGUGAGGCUAUCAGAUUAUAUACUGAUGCUAUUAAAGCAGAUCAAUUUAAUCAUCUCUGUUAUGGAAACCGAGCACAAGCCUAUCAAAAGUUGGAAAACUAUCAAGAAGCAUUGGCAGAUGGCAGAAGAGCUGUUCUCAUGAAACCAGACUGGAUUAAGGGUUACUACCGCUACUCUCAAGCAUUCUAUCACACUGGAAAAGUUGACAUGGCUAUUGCCAUCAACAAGAAGGGCAUGAGAAUAUGUGAAAAGACAAAAAAUAAUGAUAAGAUGCUGAGUGAGCUGAAAGAUCAAGGACAGAAACUUCAGUUUCAGAAGGACGGUGUUGCCAGUGAUGAAGUUUUACACCAAAUGAUCAAAAAUAACCGUAUGGACGAUAGUGUUCCUGAACAAAUAAGGAAUUUUCCAGGAUGUACUGUUAUAAAUAUAGAAUCGGCCAUGUCACAAUGGAGUCAAAAAAGAUUCAGUCAAGACCCUUCAGUUCUGUUGUCCAGUGAUGACCAUGACUCAAGUGAAGAGGAAUCAGUAGUAGAUGUACCAUACAGUGAAGCAAAGAAGAAAAUAUUUGAAUCGAGGAAGCAAGCCAAAGAUCCAGAAGUGGAAAAAUUACAUCUAAAUAAAACUCAAGGAAAGAAGUCACAGAAAGGACGGAAAGGUAAUCAGACAGGUGAAAAGCAAACCAAACCUGCAGUUACAGAGCCAACACCUAUACCUGUCCAAGAAAAAGUGAAAGAGAAAAUAGUUAUUGUACAGAAGAAUGAAAAUAAGGAGAUAGAGAGGUAUAUGGCUGAAGGAUCAAGUGCUUAUCUAAAUGGUCUAGGGAAGAAAGCUGUGGCCAGUUACCAGAAAGCUUUAGAUCUUCUUAGUAAUAAAAAGGCAGAGGAUUUUGGUUUAGACCAGCAAGAUGUGGCUGUUUUAGAAUAUGCAUAUGGUUUAGCUGAUAUAUCCACUGGAAUUUAUAAGCACAUUUUGGAUGGCAUUGAAAGGUUAAAGAAUAUUACAGAAACACAUAAAGAUAUACGACUACCUUUGCCAUACUUUGGGUUAGGCAAAGCUUAUAUAACUUUAAACAGAUUUGAAGAAGCCAUUGAUCCCCUAAAUAGGUGUUUACGUAUGGCUGGUACACUCAAGUUAAAUGUUCUCACCUGGCCAGGGACUGAUACUAAAAUGGAAGAAAGUAUAUCUGAUGAAUUACAGAAACAAGUGAAACAGUUAUUGACAUUGACAAAAUAUCCACCUGUCCCUGAUGCUGUAUGUAAAAUACACACGGACAAGGAAGACUCAAGAGCUCUUAUUUUCUUCUCAGAUCCAGAUUUUAAGGGUUUUGUGAGAAUUGUAUGUUUAACAAGCUGUAUAGUUGAGUUCCACAACCAUUGUUGGAAGGAUUUUAAGUCUAAAUAUGGGGAAAAGACAGGUGAUAAAGAUAUUUUAGAGAAACCAUGUCCAACACCAGAUUGUAUGUCCUGUAUUGUCAAAGUUAUAAUAAUCAAACAAGACAGUUUACAAAAAGAGAUAACAGCUGAUAAGACUGAGCAUGUUGCUUCAAAGCCAAAGAAGCCUGCACUUAAAUUGCCGCCAUCAAGUCAAGAUAAGAUAGAGAAAAGGAAGGAAAAGAAAGAAUUACGCAAACAGAGAAAGAGAGAAUCAAAGGAAGAAGAAGCCAAUGAUUUGAUGGAUGAUAUAGAAAGUGUUAGUGUACUGCCAACUGUAAAUGAACAAUGCAGUAUAACGAGUAUAGAAGAUCCAGUCAGUAUUGAUGCAGAUAAUGAGAAUGUUUCAGAAAAACUGAAACUUGAGUCUGAUGUUACAGUUGUAAAACAGCAAACUCAGGAAUAUAAAGGGAGCAAACCAAAGGCAACAAAGAAAAAAGCAAAGAAGAAGAAGGACAAGGGUAAACAAGUGUUGAAUGUAGAAGUGAACUUUGGUGAUGACGGUGAUAAACAGCUUCUGGGAGAGGAUUAUGUUGAAGAAGAAAAGCUUUCAACACCAGCCCCAUCCAUUCCUAAAGAGGAGGAAUUUACCAUGCAACAAAGUAUACAGAAACAAUUCAUACCUAAGGCAAGUGCAGUUACACCUGCACUUUUCGACGAAAUUGCAAAGAAUUUGUUUUCAUUUUUUGAGGACUUAUUGAAAGCUCAUGGACCGCUUCACAUCAAUGAUGCUAAAAUUACAACUAUGUUGGAAGAUUUCCCCCCGGAUGCAAAAGUCAGAAUUGAGACAGCUGGAGGUUUAAAUAAAUUUCUCUUGCAAUCAACAAAAUUUGCAAUGCAUGGUGAAAUUGUUUGCAUGAGAGAAGAUGCUCAUAAGGCUAGUAAGAUAUCUAGACAACAAAGUGAAAGUUUUGCCUCAAAAGCAUCCAAGCUUAAAUCUAAUAGUGAUACUACUCAAUCUGGUUUACAAAAACAGGAAAAUGUUUGGACAAAUGGCAAAGUUCUGGAAACUAAGGAAUUGAAGCUACAAGACAAUAUAUCUAAGGUAGCCUCGGAUCCAGAACUUGCUGACUUGUCGGGUAUGAAAAGCAAAGUAUCAAAGACAUCAUACAUGGAUACUUUGGAUGAUUUUGAUUAUCCAGAAAUUUCUUUUGAUAAAACUGUUGAACAUUCUAAAAAGAAUAUGGAAAAAACAGAUGAAAAUGUGAAAAAGAACUCAGAAAAAACAAUCGAAUAUCCAAAAAUUCCUGCUCCAGAAAAAAGUGUUGAAAAACCGCAACCUAGUGUUGAAAGAUCUGUUGCCAUGGAUAUGGACGAGUUGGAUGACAUUGACUUAAUUCCUGUUACUCGUAAAAGUAAGAAGAAAAAGAAAAAUAAAUGCAUGGAUGACCUUGAUGAUUUUGAUUGGAGCAUUUCUGAAUCAGACAAUUUCAAAGAAAAUGCAGCAAUUUCAGAUGUUGACAGUAUUAGUAGUAAAGAUGAAUUAUCUAAAAUUGUUGGAAGAGAUAAAAUGGACUUGAAUAAACUUGAGCGCAGAAAUGAAAAACAGGAAUUAAAGACUGAAUUUUCAAUGAGCCAAAGUAGUUCAAAAUCUGACCUUAGUGAAAGAAGUGAUUUAUCUGCCGAACUUAAGGGCGUGAAACAAAAAAUGCCAGAACUGAAACCACCUCCUGUUGCUAAAAGUAUGUGGCCAUCAAGAGAACGAACAUUGAACUCCUCCCCAAAUAACUUUGGGCCAAUUGGUUCUCCUGUGCCUUUAGAAAAAAGUGAAAACAGAGGUGAACAGUCCGAUUCAGUUCCAUCGUAUACAUCAUAUUUAAAUGACAAAAACAGUUCGUUACUGCUUAUGGACACAGCAAUAGCUGCUGAAAGGGAAAAAUAUAGGAUUGAUUCAAAAUUAGUACAAGAAUUGACCGAUCAAGUAAUGAACGAUAUGACGUUUGGGAAAAAUUUAACAGAAACAGAAAGAAAAGACUUGUACAAACAAGUGUCUCAAGAUAUUUGGAAUGAUUUUAAACGAACCAAAAAAACUGAUCAAUGGACACCAAAAACAACUGAAACAGGAUAUGAAUAUACAGUCAACAAAAAAUCUUUUAAUGAGGAAUACAUGAAAAAAUUUUACCAAAAGAAAACUACUGACCCUAAUUUAAAUUCUUUGUCAUUUGCGGUAGUGACUUCAAGUAAUUAUUUGUAUGGGGACACUACAUUUUCAAAUAAUAUUUCCUCCGCCAAUUCUGGAUGGCCAACAAGUGUUAAUGAUUCAUUAGGAUAUACAAACUAUCAUACAAAUUUGACUUCAACAACUACUUCAUCUUUUUCACCAUUAACUUCAAAUGUGUCUGCAUUUCCUUCAAUGACUACAACUCCAUCGCUGUUUUCACCAUUGACAUCCAAUUCUGGAUUUCAAUCCCCUUUUUCGAUGGCAGAUUCCAAACAAAAUCUUUUUGGUAAUUGGUCAAUUGGAAUAUCUGUGACACAGACAACAAGCAGUUUUACAUCUUCAACAUCUCAGCCUUUAAAUACUUUUCCAGGAAAUUAUACUAGUGAUAGUUCUGUGUUUAGCAACAGUUUUCAUAAAAAAUUCAAUGUGGAUCGUUCAGUUCAAUGUGUUGUUGAAACAUGCACCAUAGCAAUGAACACUGAACCUUAUGAACCUUUGAAGGAAGAAUUUCAACGAAUGAAAAAGGAAUAUGAUUUAUUACAAGGAGACUUGACAAGUGCAUUGACACAAAAACAAGAGCUUGCCUCACAUGUUCAGGAGCUGAACCACAGAUUUAAGACUUUUGAUUUGGAAGUGAAUAUUAAAAAUGAAGCUAUUGGUAAAGAGAGACAAUCCAUGCAAGAAAAACAUGAUAUGCUAUAUCUGGAGUGGAACCAUCUAAAUCAACAGCUUUCUCAGUAUGCUGAAAAUGAAAUAGAAUUAAAAGCUAAACUGUCUACGAACGAAGAAGAUUAUCAAGAGCUUCUUAAUCAGAAAUCAAAAGACAGACUGGAACUAAAGUUUGCGGAAGAUGAGUUUAAGAAAAAACAAGAAGAAUAUAAAAUGUUGUUUGACAGAGAGAAAGACAGGGCAGCCAGAGCAGAGAUUGAGGUAACAACACUUAAAAAGCAGUCUUCUGUAACUAUGUUGGAGAGAUCGAAGAAAGAGGCAAUGUAUCAUGUCCAUCAUUUAAAAGGACUCCAUAAAAAACACACAGACCAAGGAAAGGAAGUGCCCACACAAAUGAGUCAAGCAUUAAGUUUCUACGAAACAAUUGUGGCAAAAUGUGCAGAAACUAUACCUAAAAUGAUGAGUGAUUUCGAUGAACAGAUUACGCAGAUACAAAAUGGAAGGUGUUUAGCAGAACUUCCCCCAGUUUUUGUACCACCACCCCCUCCAGCUUUCUCCCCAAACUCUGGGGGAUUAGACACAAAACUGGAAGAAUCUUUAAGCAAGGUAGCAGAAUCGACACCACCAAAACUGCCCAGCAGUUCAUCAGGACUGAGCCCAAUAUCAGUCAAAGGUCCAACUUCUCAGCCAUCAGUGUCUUUACCAGCCCAGCCAAAACCAUUAAUCCCACCACCAGGACUACAAACACAGUCUCUAAGACAACAGAUACCAAGACUAGCCAAUAACAAAGCUGCUCAGGUUAAUGGUCAAGCUAAAAAUAGUUUUGAGAAAUUGGUUCAGAGACUUACUACAACUUUUCCACAGUAUAACAGAGCUAUAUUCACCCAAUUAAUCCAACAGCUACGUCAGAAUCGUGGAGGAUCUCUGUCAGGACUUACCAUUGAUGAGAUAACUCAGCAAGUAACACUCAUGGUUCAGGCUCAUGAACAGAAACAAAACAAAACUCAGGCUGCUGCUACUGCUUCUUCUGCACCAAAGGCAGCCUUCCCUGGACAAGGACCUGUUAAACCAGUGGCCCCACCACCGGGUCUUAAUACAUCCUGGGGAUUUACUGAAUCAUCAAAUACAUCAUCAUACAAAGGAGAGGAAGUGUUUGAAGAAGAACAAGAUCCUUGUGUCAUCUGUCAUGAAGAAAUGACACCUGAUACAACAGUCAGGCUAGAAUGUCACCACAGAUUUCAUGAUGAGUGCAUAAGGAAAUGGUUAAAAGAGAACAGUACCUGUCCAAACUGUAGAAUAUAUGCUUUGUUGCCAGAUGAAUUUCCAACUUUGAACUAGUUAUAGUUUAAAAAUAUUAUUGCAAAAAGAUAGUAUGCUAGUGUACUUCUUUACACCAUUUAUUUAAAAUAUUAUUAUUUUUGAACAGUGAUAUAAAGUUGUAGUUCUUUUUAUGAAUGUUUCAUGAUACUAGUACAUGAUUUUAUAUUUAUUAAAAUCUUUCGGAUUUACAUGUUGAAAUGAUAUGAGAUGGUUUUUUUUUUUUCAAACAAGUGAAAUUAUUGUCUACAGAAAUAUAUAUCAUUAAAGACCUGUUGACCUCUAAAGGUCGUGUCUUUUCGCCUGUCAUUGUUUUCUAAACUGUCUCAAUAACUGAACACAAGUCUCCUGUUUUCAAUGAAAAGUUAAUUGUUAUAUGAAAAUCUUCUAUUUUUAAAUAUUUUUAUUAUUAUAUUAUUUUAGUCUUGUUAUUUAGCCAAUGCACAUUUUCACUUCGACUAUUGUCAGCAAAGGUUUUAUUAGGAAGGCAAAGUCUUGAUAGUUGUAUGAAAAAGUAAUGAUUUUGAAAAUGCAAAAUCCAACCCACAAAGGUUGAAAAGAAUGUUUAAUAAUGUUGUUUGUCUUGGGAAGCGGUUUGUUUGAUUUGAAUUUAAGCAGCAUAAGCUAUUGUUCAAAAACACUAAAUUAUUCUUUUGAAAGUUAUACACUGUAAUUGUGGAAAAUGCUCAGUUUAUUAGUAUUUGUUUCAUAAAACAAGAUGUAAACUUGAUCUUUCUGACCUUUUAUUUCCUAUUUUAUAGCAUUUUACAAAUGUCUAUAGAAUUAUAAUAAUUUUCUGUUAAAGUGAACAGUCUGUUGGUGUGCAUAGAAAGCACAUAUUUAUGUCCUCCUGUUUUGGUUCAUUGGUGGUUUUUUUUAAUUUUAAAAGCAUAACACCUUUAUUUACUCACUCCUAGUUACAACCAUUUUAUAACAUUUGGAAAGAGAAUAAACGAAUUUUAACCUUGAAGUAACAUUGUGACAACAACAUGAACUAAGUGCCUUGUACAGUUAAAUGUCAAAACUAAAAUUACAAGCAUAAAAUGUAUUUUUUAUUUUUAAUUGAAGAUGUCACCAGAUUUGUAUUUGUAUGGAUGUUUUGCAUUGUUAUAUAUAUACAAAUGGAAUUUUAAUUGUACUUCAUGUCUUAAAAUAUCUAGUUUUUUCAAGUUUUAACUGACAUAUAAUCUUGAUACAUUUUUUACUUGAUAAAAAUUCAGCAGAAUAACAUCAACAUAAGUUUGUUUUUUGUUGUUGUUUUGUUCUGAUAGUUUUACUGAUAUAUAUAAUAAAUCAAAUGCCUUGUAAGAAGUUCAGAAAAAAAAAGUCUACUUGAAGAAGCCCUAACUUGUAUUGUCUAAAGAUUGAACCAUUGGGUUGUGAAAAUUGAAUUUGAUUUUGUAUGGUUUUAUGUUUAGAGAGUUUACUUCCCAGAUUAAGUAUUGUGAUAGCUUUACUUGAGAUGGGAUUCAGUAUCUAAUUGAAUAUUUAUUGCAGUUUCUUGUUACCACUUGUAUAUUAGACUUCCUCAUAAUGUUAUGUCCUUACUUCUAUUGAUGUACUAAUAGGUUAUUUUCAUGUUGUAUACAACAUAAACUAAUUUAUCUAAUAGGUUUUUACUACCAGAAUAAGAAAGUUUCCUACAAAAAGGAACUGAAAUAAUUAUAUAAAUGACUAUGUUACAGAAUUAAACAUAUAUCAAAUGCUUUUUAACAGUAAAAUAUAAAUGUUUGGGUAUAAUUUAUAAAAUAAUUUGAUGUGUGAGCUCUAUAAAUCUUUAUCUAAACAGUUUUGAAAGAGGUCAAAUCAAGGGAUUAUUUUAAUUUUCACCAGCCAUUAACAUAAUAUUGUUAUUAAGUAUAGAAAUGUUAUCCCUUGUUUAAAUUGACAUAUGACAAUAAAGAUUGUAUAAAUUA